CCACACUACUCCACAGCUCCCUCAACACGCGAGGAACCCGGCGCUGCGGCUCCACACUUCUCAGCCCGCCCGCUCCUCCUCCUCCCCGGCGCUGCGGCUACACAACGCAACGGCUUCCCGGCGGCACAGCGGCGAGGAGGAGGUCCGGCAAGGAGAGCGGACGCGCGUUGACAGAGAAGCGGAGAGGAGGUGCACGCGAUGCGGACAACGGAAUAACACAGACGAAUCGGAGUGUGAUGAAAGGGAAAUUACGAAUAUUUUAAUUAGUUAAGAUUAAAAAAACAUGUAUAAGAGAAGAUAAAUACACGCCCUCCAUCCCAGGCUCGUAGCUCAGCUCAUUCGAAUGGGAAAGCUUGCCGCAGCCGCACCACUACUGCAGCACCAUCUUAUCUUGCAAGGUUAGAGAAGGAAGUUGUGAGCUUUAACACCAUGCUGAGAUUACUGUUCUCUUUGGGAAUUUGCAGAUAGAAAGGAGAAGUGCUCAAAAUGGGGGCCCUUUUGAGCUCCCCCAACAGCAAGAACCAGCCAUGGGAGCAUGGUGAAGCUUCAAAGGCAGAUUCCUCCAAGAAGCUGCGGAUGUCGGCGCCGCCUCUGUCCGGUGGCUACGACCACCCCGGGCUGAUCCCGGGGCUCCCGGAUGAGAUCUCGCUGCAGAUCCUCGCAAGGAUGCCCCGGAUGGGUUAUCUGAAUGCAAAGAUGGUUUCGAGGAGCUGGAAGGCUGCGAUCACUGGCGUGGAGCUGUACCGGGUGAGGAAGGAGCUGGGUGUGAGUGAGGAAUGGCUGUACAUGCUUACCAAGUCAGAUGAUGGGAAGCUAGUGUGGAAUGCAUUCGAUCCGGUUUGUGGCCAAUGGCAGAGGCUGCCACUGAUGCCGGGGAUCAGCCAUGGAGGAGAAUGCAAGAGGGGCAUCCCUGGGUUGUGGUUAGGGGAUUUGUUGAGCGCCGGCAUCAGGGUCUCUGAUGUUAUUAGAGGCUGGCUUGGCCAAAGGGAUUCAUUGGAUAGGCUUCCGUUCUGCGGUUGUGCAAUUGGGACAGUCAACGGGUGCAUCUAUGUUUUAGGUGGAUUCUCUAGAGGCUCGGCGAUGAAAUGUGUAUGGAGGUAUGAUCCUUUUGUCAAUGCGUGGCAGGAGGUUAGCUCGAUGAGCACCGGGCGCGCAUUCUGCAAGGCUAGCCUGCUGAACAACAAGCUGUAUGUUGUUGGUGGUGUCAGCAAAGGCAAGAACGGGUUAGCUCCGCUCCAAUCCGCCGAGGUGUUUGACCCAAGGACAGGAAUUUGGGUGGAGGUGCCUGACAUCCCGUUCUCGAAAGCGCAAGCUCUACCAACUGCCUUCUUGGCUGAGCUGCUGAAGCCCAUUGCGACAGGAAUGACCUCAUUUGGAGGCAAGCUUUAUGUUCCUCAAAGUCUGUAUUCCUGGCCAUUCUUUGUUGAUGUUGGUGGGGAGAUCUUUGAUCCGGAGACAAAUUCAUGGGCGGAAAUGCCUGUAGGAAUGGGCGAGGGCUGGCCAGCGAGGCAGGCUGGUACGAAGUUAAGUGCUGUCAUAGAUGGGGACUUGUAUGCUUUGGAGCCAUCAACUUCUUCUGAUAGAGGUAAGAUCAAGAUUUAUGAUCCUCAGGAGGAUGCUUGGAAGGUUGCCAUUGGCCAGGUACCAGUGGGUGACUUUGCAGAGUCGGAAUGUCCAUACUUACUUGCAGGAUUUCUUGGCAAGCUCAAUUUGAUCAUCAAAGAUGUAGAUAGCAAGAUCAAUAUAAUGCAAACCGAUGUUCUGAAGCCUGUGGAGUUGUCAGCCCCUGGAAAUGGUCCAACAUGCCAAAAUCAACAACUUUCUUCAGAACAGGAAACUAAUUUGUGGAAAGUCAUCGUGUCGAAAAAUCUUGCAGCCGCUGAAUUAGUCAGUUGUCAGGUGCUCAACAUAUAACUUGUUAUGUGUUUACUUUUGUUGAGUAGAUGUGCUUCUACCAACAUCUGAUCAAGUCAACGGUAGAGGCUAUCACCUUAAGUGAAAAUGAUCAUUAUCUGUGUAUGGUUUGGAUGUGAGUAAUGAGCUGCAGAAAUCAAUUCAAACGGCAAUGUACAUAUUUAUAUGUAAUCUGUGUGUAAUUCAACUCUGUAAUACAUCACAUAAGAUAGAGAAAACCAUGCUGGUUUCUUCAGUUCUCAAGACAACAGUGCUAUCUCCAUCAGCACUGCCAAAUAUAUUAACCUUUUUCAUUGUCA
Messenger RNA from Oryza sativa Japonica Group (Japanese rice), 2213 nucleotides. The record is from RefSeq and is a predicted model, not a curated record. NCBI's taxonomy places the organism in Eukaryota, Viridiplantae, Streptophyta, Magnoliopsida, Poales, Poaceae.